Brassica oleracea var. oleracea is the source of this 1594-nucleotide messenger RNA. Its product is annotated as post-GPI attachment to proteins factor 3-like. Gene Ontology annotation, cellular component: endoplasmic reticulum membrane. Lineage: Eukaryota; Viridiplantae; Streptophyta; Magnoliopsida; Brassicales; Brassicaceae. Gene Ontology annotation, biological process: GPI anchor biosynthetic process. Gene Ontology annotation, molecular function: hydrolase activity, acting on ester bonds. The transcript has 5 exons. Bases 321 to 1358 code for a protein of 345 amino acids. The record is from RefSeq and is a predicted model, not a curated record.
UAUUACAGUGUUCCACGCGUAUCUCUCUUUCGCCACGCGCUUCUACUCCUUUACGCUCACGGGAUCUCUCUCUCUCUCUCUCUGGAGCGAGAUCUUCUUUCUUCCCUCAUCUCUCUGUUUCGCUCGAUGCAUCCACCUGUCUCCGCGAUUUGAUGGACAAGAAGAAGAAGCUGCUGCCACACCUAAACCAAUUCACUUUCUCCGAUCAUCAUCCCACCGACUUAUAAGUCUUCUUCCCUCUAAUAAAAAAAACAAAGGAGAAGCUCUUCUUCUUCUUCUUCUUUCUUUCUCCUUCUUCUUCUUCCUCUUUUGAUAAUAAGAUGGCGCGAAAUCUAUUAUGGGUUGUUGUACUUAUUGUUGUAGUCUCUUGCCUUGUUUGGACACUGGAAGCGAGUGAAGGAGAUGCUGAUCCUCUUUACAAGUCAUGUGUUGAUCAAUGUCAAAAAACUGGAUGCGUGGGGGAUACUUGCUUCCAUCAAUGUAAAUUUUUUUCAGCUGAUGGAAAGGCCAAUGACGGUCCAUGGUACAUGCAAGAGCCACUUUACCUGCGAUGGAAGCAGUGGGAUUGCCAAAGUGAUUGUCAGUACGAAUGCAUGAUGACUAGAGAAGAAGAGAGGAAAAGAGACGGUGAGAAACCUACAAAGUACUUCGGUAACUGGCCACUCAAACAUGUCUAUGGCAUUCAGGAACCUGUCUCCGCUGCUUUCGCUGCUCUUGACCUUGCAAUACAGUUCCAUGGAUGGGUCUCUUACUUCAUCCUCGUUUACUAUCACUUGCCUCUCCAGCCAAACCGGAAAACUUACUACGAGUAUAACGGAUUAUUGCAUAUCUAUGCAAUCAUUGUAAUGAAUGCACUCUUCUGGAGUGGUGUUUGUCACAGCAGAGAUGUUGACUUGACGGAGAGGCUAGAUUACUCUUCAGCUACAGUACUAGCCGGGUAUACGCUAGUUCUAGCUGUAAUACGGUCUUUCAGUAUACAUGAUCAAUCUGCCAAAGUCAUGGUUACUGCACCUGUUCUUGCACUUGUAGCAACUCAUAUCAUCUACCUAAAUUUCUACAACCUUGAUGAAGGGCUUCACCGGAAAGUUAUAUACGGUAUAGGAGGAGUAGAGCUAAUAGUGUGGGGUUUAUGGGCAGCUUUAACGUCGCAUCCAUCUAAAUGGAAGCUAAGAGCUUUCUUUGUCUCGAGCAUACUCACAAUGUGUCUGAGAAUGCUUGACUUCCCUCCUUACAAAGGCUAUGUUGAUGCCCAUGCUCUUUGGCGAACUGCAGGGAUCCCUCUGUCUUAUCUUUGGUGGAGUUUUAUCCGUGAUGACGCCGUUUUUAGAACCACUGUUCUUCUCAAGAAAUCAAAGUGAUGAUUCAAGACAGUUUUAUCUUUCUGUCUUUUUUUUUUCCGGUGAGUUUCUCCGGUGUUCAGAAAGUUGUUUUUAGGCGCGUUUUCGCAGGAGAAGCAAAGUGUUUUGUUCUUCUGUGGUGAAUCUUGUUAGUUGUUUUGGGGUCUUGUGCUCUUUAUGUUUUGUGUUUUUUUUUCUCUCUCUAAGGCUCGCCGGCCGGAGAGUUGUAUGAUGACUCUUAAAAGUCCUUUUCAUUU